AUGACUACGCAACCUUCUGAUUCUGCACAAUCAACAAACUCAUCAAAUAAACAUGUAUUGGAACGAUCAAUUAUUCAACAGCCACCCAACUCUUUAGGCUUCCAAGUUUCACCCGUUUUAAUAAGACACGAAGAUCGUGUUAAACUUGGUCAUUUCGGUUGUUUGAGUGAUUGUAUGGAAUUUAUAGUUAAAAGUCGUGUUAUUCAAAAUCAGUGUUGCUCUGAAAUGAGACGCAUCUUAGGCGGCAUAUCAAAAACUAUGAAUGAUGAUCAAUUACCAUGGUUGCUUGAUGGUUAUGGGGAGUUAUUUGAAGUUAACCUCAACAUCAUUCAGUUUUAUGAUGACUCGGCAAUUGAUGAUAACGAAAUUCUUCAAUUCCUAAAUGAUUCAGACAAUGGUGUGCAAUCUAGAUAUCCAAAUUUUGUCAUCAUAAUGCAUCAAACUAGAAAAAACUUAUUUGCACCAUUAUACGUCGCUGCUACUGAUGGUUCCUUACAAACUUCUUUUCCAAUAAAUGAUAAAGGCAUCAUCGAAGAUAUCUAUCGUUUUUUUCAAGAAAGAAACUCUAAAAAAUCUAAAAAUUUACCAUCCAAAAUGUGCAACAUUGGCAAUAACAAUCAAUGCAUGGAAAAUGCUAAUAAUUCUGAAAAUAUAUGUAUAUAUAUUACAGCUUGUGAAAAGAAUAUUAUGAUGCCAGCUAGUGAAGCAGUUGGACAUAAUCUUCAACUUAUUCAUCAACUUAUUAAAAACUCUGGUAUUCCACUGGAUCAUAUUUCAAUUCCAAUAAACUCAAUUCUUCCAGCAUUGAAUGCUUUUGAUCAAUUGUCUAAUAAUGAUACAAUCAAAAUAGUAGCAGAUAAGUUCCAUUCAAUCUUGGAACUUCUUCAAGUUGCUAAAAGUCCUUCUCGUGGUGAACAUUUUUCUACGAAAUCUUUUAAAAUUUUAUCUUUUUGUAUUUCCACAGUGGAAGAAGUUGAAGCGAGUUCAUCAAUAGGCAUUUAUAGCAACCAGAAUUCUUCGGGUAAAUCUAAAAAAAUAGAACUGUUUGCAUAUAGAAUUUAUAUCAUAUUAUUAGCGUCAAAUAAUACGAAAAACACUAAAUCUUCAAAACGAAUUCGUACCGAUCAAUCUCCAUCGAGUGAAGCCCAAUCAUCCACUAAUUCGAAGCGUCUAGCAACAUCUGAAAAUAAUCAAAAAAGCAGCACGCUAAUAUUAGACUACGAUCCGCCGGAAAUUUUACGAGAACCUGCUCGAUAUCAACAUGUUCGCAUGUCGAGUGAUCUUAAAAAGCGUCAACUUCAGAUAAUUCAAGGAGGUGGUCAAGAUGCUCGACAACGAACUCAUGUUAUGGUUAAACAAGGAACUGAAGAAGAAGAUUUAUUCAAAAAGGAAAAUAUUCAUAAUAUAUGUAAACUUGAAUUUUGUUUCUGCACUCCAUUGGAUUCUGAUAAAUAUGAAUCCGUUUCAAAUGUUGCCUAUUCGACAGUUAUUGAAGAUGGCGAUGGCCCUGUUAAAAUCGAUUCAGAUAUCAGUCUAGAAAAAAAAUUAUGUGAACGAGGUGGUCAGAUCAUAAAUUUUGGAUUAAAUGUUAAAUGUCUCAAAAAAGGUAGGAUUGCAAAAUUAGUUAUUCAACCAAAUUUCACAGUACAUUUUUGUAGGCUUUUCUAUUUUAUGCAAUGA
This is a messenger RNA of Rotaria sp. Silwood2, 1680 nucleotides long. The record is from the annotation of a GenBank genome assembly. NCBI's taxonomy places the organism in Eukaryota, Metazoa, Rotifera, Eurotatoria, Philodinida, Philodinidae.